AUGGAACAAAAAUUCAUGGCUAAAUUGCAUAGAAAGGAAGACCGGUUGAAGGAAAUGUCAGCCAAAACAACUAGAAGUCCCCAACAAAGAUCAAUGGUCAAGAGAAUCAAACAAAAGUUAAGAAAACAAGCACAUAAGCCAGAUUUUGAAUACCAACCAAUGACAAAAGCCAAAGAAAAUAUAAGGAACAAGAUAGAAGCUGUUGCUGAUGUACCCAAACCAACAGAGGGUGCUGAUGAAGAAAAAGAGAAGAAGAAUGAAAAGAAAAAAGAAGAAAUCGGAACAGAGAAAGAACCUACAACUGAACUCGAGCCAAAAGAGGGUGCUCAUGAAGCAAAAGAGCAGAGAAAAGAAAAGAUGAAAGAAGAUAUCAGCCAAGAGAAAGAAGGUGUUGUUGAAACCAAGCCAAAAGAGGAUGUUAAUCAAGGGAAAACACAAGUUCAAGUAUUGGAAAGUGAUGAUGAUUUCAAGGAAGAAUCAAUCCAUAACAAGCCACUCACUCUUUCAUGCCGUAAAACAAACAAGGUUAUUGAUGCCUUCGCAGAAAUGAAAUUGACACUCCAACCAUCAAUUGAAGAAUUUGAGAAACAUGAUCUAGCAUUUGCAAGAAAUCCAUACGCAGGAAAAUAUUACGUUUUCUCAACACUUAUCAAUUUUCAUCUGGUUGUUUUUCAUAAUUCUUAA
Messenger RNA from Camellia sinensis, 684 nucleotides. The record is from RefSeq and is a predicted model, not a curated record. Lineage: Eukaryota; Viridiplantae; Streptophyta; Magnoliopsida; Ericales; Theaceae.